AUGUCAGAAGUCGAAAAGAAAGAAGAAGAAACCACCACCACUACCACUGUCGAAAAGACUGAGGAAAAGAAAGAAGAAACCUCUUCAUUUGCCCCAGCCGCUGAAAUAAAAGAAUAUGCUGCCGAUGUUGAACCAAACGUUGAAUAUGAAGCAACCCUUAAAAGAGAUGUUGUUGAAGUUAAAACCAACGAAGAAAACGAAGAUACUUUAUUUGAAAUCCGUGCAAAAUUAUACAGAUUUGAUACAGACCCAUCACCACAAUGGAAAGAAAGAGGUACUGGUAAUGUUAGAUUCUUAGAAGAUAAAGAUUCAAAGAGAAUCAGAGUUGUCAUGAGAAGAGACAAAACAUUAAAAGUUUGUUUAAAUCAUCACAUCUCACCAGCUUUAUCAUUAGGUGAAAUGACUGGUAGUGAUAAAUCAUGGGUUUGGAAAUGUCCAAAGGAUUUCUCAGAUGAAGAAAAACCAGAAGGUGUUGAAGAGUUAUUUGCAAUUAGAUUCGCCACCCCAGAAAAUGCUGGACUUUUCAAAACUGAAUUCCAAAAAUGUCAAGCCAAAAAUGAAGCAAUUGAAAAAAAAACUGAAUAA
Molecule: messenger RNA, 585 nt
Organism: Dictyostelium discoideum AX4
Lineage: Eukaryota; Evosea; Eumycetozoa; Dictyosteliales; Dictyosteliaceae
Gene: ranbp1
Product: Ran binding protein 1 domain-containing protein
Exons: 3
Coding region: 1-585 (194 amino acids)
Biological process (GO): nucleocytoplasmic transport
Source: RefSeq, a predicted model, not a curated record